CAUUCCACCUAACUAGUUGUAGGUAAAUAUAUAUAUCAGAUUUAACUAAUGUAGCGCUUCUCCGGAUAUUCAGGAAAGCAAUUUCGCUUUUCAAAUGUUUGCGAUUUGAGAAACCCCCGAAAAGACGUCGAUGAUGGCGAGAAGAAUGGCCACCAAGGUGUACAGAUUGUUCAGGAACCUGGGCAUAGUGGGAUAUAGCUCGAAAAAGAACAUCUUCGGCAUACACCCUCUGGUUAUAUCCACCACCUACAUAGGACUGUCCAUUGGCAUAUGCUAUCUCCUCAGAAGAACGGUGAAGAGUUGGAUGAGCGACAAUGUGUUCAGAGACAUUCUUCUGGAAUUCCUAACCACGCUAGAAAUGUGCAUUUCUUUCUUCGAGUUGAUCGUAGUAACCGAAAAUUGGGGUAUCCAAGCCUACGCAGUAUUUCUUUUCCUUCUCGUGCUCCUCUGGGAUAAAACCUGGACGGACGCUUCAGCGUGCCCUUAUACAGCCAUGGAAGAAGUACUGGAAGGCCAGAGGGACUACUCCAACGCUGCUCUGAGGAUAUUCGGACAGAUAGCAGGGGGCUUAGUCACCUUCUCCUUGGUCCAGCUGUUCUGGGCCAUGGAACUGGUCCAUACGCACAAGGGCAAAGCUUUCGAAGACUGUACCGCGGAUUUGCAGGUACCGAUGUGUAUGGGGGCCUUCAUCGAAGCGCUUGGUACUUGCCUGUGCCGGCUGAUAGGCAGAUGGUUGAGCUUCACCGAAAAUAGGUUCACCAGUUUGAUCAACGCGUUUUGCACGACGAUUAUAGUGGUUGCUGCCUUCGAUACAACUGGGGGAUACUUCAAUCCUGCUCUGGCUACGUCCCUAAAACUAGGUUGCGAAGGCAAUACGUUCAUGGAACACUUUGUCACCUACUGGGUAGGUGCCAUAAUCGGUUCGGUAGCAGCCCAUUACAUUUUCAAGAGCCAAAAAGUUCAAGAUUACCUGGAGGGACUCAAACCAAAAACAGAUUAGGACUGAAGAAAAUCCACCGAAAUGUUUACUUAAGUUUUGCUUCCCGAAUGUAAAUAUUUUUGUCGAAUUCAACCUUAUUUCCAAUAAAUUGCCGAUCGAUAAA
This is a messenger RNA of Coccinella septempunctata (seven-spotted ladybird), 1103 nucleotides long. Its product is annotated as aquaporin-11. Lineage: Eukaryota; Metazoa; Arthropoda; Insecta; Coleoptera; Coccinellidae. The transcript is spliced from 4 exons. The record is from RefSeq and is a predicted model, not a curated record. Gene Ontology annotation, cellular component: cytoplasm. Gene Ontology annotation, molecular function: channel activity. The coding region runs from base 131 to 1000 and encodes 289 amino acids.